AUACGAAGCAUUUGCGGACGUUUUAGUAUCAUUUCUUCUCUAACCUUUUGUCCAUUGUACAUGUAGGACAUUUCUUUCGAGUCCCAAUACAGCUCAUACUGAGGGGAUAAGAUGAAACAUUUCUUUGGAACUAUCCUACUCUCUUCCGUCAUCUCGGCACUUGCCAACUCCACAGUAAAACCUACGAAGGAAACUCAUUGUAAUGUGAAUAAUAACUACAACAGCUUCUACGCCGGACCAAACUGUAAGAAAAUCGAGCAGCAAUUGGAGGAAAUAAGACAAGAAAUCAGGGCAUUGAGAGAAAAUAAAACUACUGGGUCUGGCAACGAAAAAGGUUUGUAACAACAACUUAAUUUGUACUAGAAAUGAGCAAAGUGGAUCCUGAUUGUCACUAGCUAAAAUACGGGCAAAACCCCUCGCAAAAUGUCACGGAAAUACUAAUUCUUUAUCAGUCAUUCAUAAGACAAUUUUCUCAAAACAAAAAUAUAUAUAUAUAUACUGAAGGCAUUCCCCAAGAAUAUAAGGCCUAUAAAAGGAAAAAUAAUAAUUAUGGGAUCAUUAUUUUGUUUUCAGUUUACAAGAACUGCGCUGAUGUCUACAAGUCCGGUGACAAGAUCAGUGGAGUGUAUAAAAUCAAUCCUGAUGGUUUGGGGGAAUUUGAAGUGUUCUGUGAUCAGAAAACAGCCGGUGGAGGUUGGACGGUGUUUCAGAAGAGGCGAGAUGGCUCUGUAGAUUUCUUCCGAGGUUGGAAUGAUUACAAAAAUGGUUUUGGCAAUCUGAACGGUGAGUUCUGGCUCGGUUUUGACAAGAUACAUCGGCUGACUGUAAUCAGCGGUUAUAAACUCCGUGUCGACUUGGAAGACAUUCAUGGAAAAACUGCAUUCGCUGAGUACAGCUCCUUUUCUGUGACAAGCGAGAGAGCGAAAUACCAACUGAAUUUGGGAAGUUAUUCAGGUUAGUUGACUCCCAUCUACUAAUACAAGAAUCAGUCGGCGAAAGAAAAUGCUGCAAAACAGCAAAAACACAAAUUAGAAAGAAAAAAAUUAUAAGGUAUUGUAGAUACUAAUCGCAAUUUAUCGCAACUGGAAAGUUAUUUUUAUAUACAACAACAAUUAACCUUCUUUGCAAUGUCAUAAUACUGAGAUCAUAUCAAAAACGUAUUUAGAAUAUUAAUUUUUGUUUUUGCUGUUUCAUAUCCAAUACCAAAAUAAAAUGGCGCUCAUUAGAACCGUCUGCCACCGAUUGAUUUCACUUGGAUUGAGGUAUAACUGAGCUAUUAACUCUGUUGAGAGAGAGUCCAUCAUAGGAGCUCAGUAGUUUCUGUAGACUUUGUUGCUAAAGCUCUGUUGACAGGAAAAACUGAUAUCUCGAAAGCCUCAAAGACGAAACAACUCCUUUUCCUUACAAUACAAAUUAAGGGAACACUACCCUUGACAUGGACUUCCAUCAAAAGUCGGCUCACAUAGAGUUCAGAAAUUAUGGUAUUUUGAAUUUGCGAUAUCUAAGUUAACCCAUCCAACACUAUGCUGCAGACAAAAUUGGAGUGAGUUAAGGACAGUGAUGCAGGAUGUUCAUAUAGAUUUUCAGCCGCAACGCAAUCUCUACCAGUUAGGGAACACCAGUGUUGUAGGAUUUAGCUGAAGACAUGACUCAGUGUAAUGUUCCUUAUUUGUCAAUUUUAAUUUCUAAUUGUUCAGAAGUGUUUCGUCCGAUCUCGGUAAAUUAGCGUGGAAAUUCAGUAUUGUUGCAGAAAGUCAAAUUUAGAGGAUGCAAAAAAUAACCGAACACCUAUAUUUCGCUUUUUUUCUUUUUAUAGGUACCGCUGGUGAUUCCCUUGGUCCUCAUCGUGGUAUGUUAUUUUCCACCAGGGAUCGUGACAAUGACAAAUGGAGUACUGGCAACUGUGCCUCGAAAUAUACUGGCGCCUGGUGGUACAACGGUUGUCACUACUCCAAUCUGAAUGGUUUGUACCUCAAUGGUAAGGACGACCCUAAAGGAAUGGACUGGCGCCUUUGGAAAAACACUCACUAUUCGGUCAAGAAGUCUGAGAUGAAGAUACGUCCAAAAGAUUUUUGA
Porites lobata is the source of this 2076-nucleotide messenger RNA. The record is from the annotation of a GenBank genome assembly. Lineage: Eukaryota; Metazoa; Cnidaria; Anthozoa; Scleractinia; Poritidae.